Molecule: messenger RNA, 5085 nt
Organism: Hippocampus comes (tiger tail seahorse)
Lineage: Eukaryota; Metazoa; Chordata; Actinopteri; Syngnathiformes; Syngnathidae
Gene: rbm47
Product: RNA binding motif protein 47
Exons: 8
Coding region: 406-2244 (612 amino acids)
Molecular function (GO): RNA binding
Source: RefSeq, a predicted model, not a curated record
AGUAGUGUUGGGGGUUUGGGCAGUCCCAUUCUGGUUUGGUGAGUUUUGUGAAGGAGCCAGUGUGUACACCGUACACAGGUGCAAAGAGAAAGAAAGAGAAAGAAGGAUCGAGAACAGAAGCAGAAAAACCAAUGGACGGAGAAGAGUGCCAGCGGUGACGUGUGUCCAGCUGACAUCCACCUGAAAACUGGAGUGACACGUCAGCGAUGGUGUGCUACAGGAGGUACCUUGGCAGCCAACGACAGACCACACAGAACCUGACGGACAACACCAAGGCAAAGAGGAAGUGAAGAUGAGAACGUGAACCCCGUUAGUCCAAAAACGUCGGCAGAAGAACCAAAUCGCCCAAGAGGACACAUUCAGUCAUCCUCCAGGCCACAGCUUUAAUUGGAUGUUUUUGUCAGAAUGACAGCCGAAGAUCCUGCUUCCUCUUCAACCAUGAGCAACAAUACUGCCCCCUCCAAGCUUUGCAAAUCCACCGGUGCCCCCCACCACACUCUCCUCGGACAGAUCAACAUUCCGGAGGGUGUCGCAGGCACUCCCAAUGAGGCUGCACUGGUGGCUUUGAUGGAGCGCACUGGCUACGGUAUGGUCCAGGAAAAUGGCCAACGCAAAUACGGGCCCCCUCCCGGUUGGAACGGCCCAUCUCCACCAAGGGGAUGUGAAAUUUUCGUGGGCAAGAUCCCAAGAGAUGUUUAUGAGGACGAGCUCGUUCCCGUGUUCGAGUCUGUGGGACGCAUCUAUGAGAUGCGCCUGAUGAUGGACUUUGAUGGGAAGAAUCGGGGCUAUGCUUUUGUGAUGUACACUGAGAAACACGAAGCCAAACGGGCUGUGCGGGAGCUCAACAACUACGAGGUGCGGCCCGGACGGCUCCUCGGGGUCUGCUCCUCUGUAGACAACUGCCGUCUUUUCAUUGGCGGUAUCCCCAAGACCAAAAAGCGUGAGGAGAUUCUGGAGGAGGUCUCCAAGGUGACCGAGGGCGUGCUAGAUGUGAUUGUUUACGCCAGCGCUGCAGACAAGAUGAAGAACCGUGGCUUUGCCUUUGUAGAAUACGAGUCGCACCGUGCGGCCGCCAUGGCCCGCAGGAAACUGAUGCCUGGACGCAUUCAGCUGUGGGGUCAUCAGAUUGCGGUGGACUGGGCAGAGCCAGAAAUUGAUGUGGAUGAAGAUGUCAUGGAGACUGUGAAAAUACUCUACGUCAGGAAUCUUAUGAUGGAGACCAGCGAGGAAACAAUUAAACAGGUGUUUAGUCAGUGGAACCCAGGUUGUGUAGAGCGAGUGAAGAAAAUCCGUGACUACGCCUUUGUUCACUUCACAUCCCGCGAUGAUGCCGUGCUGGCCAUGGACCACCUGAAUGGAACAGAGGUGGAGGGCUCCUGCAUUGAGGUCACACUCGCCAAGCCAGUUGACAAAGAGCAGUACUCUCGCCAGAAGGCAUCAAAGGGGGUUUCUGCUACUCCGGAAGCUCCACAGCAAAACUACGUCUACCAGUGUGACCCUUACACAUUGGCCUACUAUGGUUAUCCCUACAACCCACUCAUCGGACCGAACAGGGACUACUUUGUGAAAGGAACCUCAUUGAUACAGAACAAUGCAGGUACUGUGCGAGGUCGUGGUCGCGCCGCCACGGGUAACCGUACCCCUGGUCCUCGGGGGUCAUACCUGGGGGGUUACUCUGCCGGUCGUGGCAUCUACAGCCGCUACCAUGAGGGUAAGACCAAGCUGCCCGAAAAGUCCUAUGAACUGAUGCCCAGUCUGGAGCUUGCUGCCUCCGUCAACCCAGUUGCCAUCAAACCAGGCACAAUGGCAUUGCCAACUCUGGCCGGGCAGUACCCAGUGUUCAGUGCGGCCCCCGCGGCCAAGCUAAUGGAGGAGGGCAAGGUGCACGCAGUGGAGCACCUUAUUAACCCUCUGGCCAUGCAACACCCUGAACACACCUCGGCUCCUGCCGCCGCCGCCACAGUUCUGCCGGUCUCCACUCCUCCACCUUUUCAGGGUCGUCCGAUCACUCCCAUCUAUGCCAUGGCCCACAAUGUCCCGCGCAUCCAAGCAGCCGGCGGCCUGUACGGUGCCGGAUAUGUCCCAUUCACAAACUAUGCGGCCAACACAGCUGCCCUGGCUGCCCUGCAGAAGAACGCGGCCGUUGCGGCUGCAGCAUACGGAGGCUACGCCGGCUACGCCGUGCCGCAGGCCUUCCCGGCCAUGGCCUUUCAGCUGCCCAUCCACGAUGUCUACCAGUAUUGAGAUGCGGUGGCUCGGCCUGCUUGAAGUAAACACGAGCGUUAUUCUGCCUGUGACUGAUCCACCCCUGUAACUUCUCAACAGCGGGCAUUAAGAGUAAACACCUUUGGAUUCGGAGAACCAUUGAGCACACCCAAAGUGGCAGUGACGCUUGAAGAAACGAGUAUGAGCACACGCGGUGGAACAGCGCACCCCACGUAUGAGCCUACGUUUAACCUGAAACAAAGGCAACUUCAUGGCACAAUUUUCGAUGCAAAUUUUAUGAGGCGAACUGCCGUUGGAGGAAGUUGACUUCGGUGCGGGGACGGCCUCGUCUCAACUGUGAGCAAAAUUAACAAAACAACGCCAUCUUGUCAAUGACCCACGGCCUCGUCACCAGGUUGCUAUAGCAACAAAAACCUGAAGGUACAUUCAAGUAUUUAUGAAGAGAUGACAUAUUUAAGGUUCUAUACCGUAGGUUUAGCUUUGUAUUUUAGGGGGUAAAGAUACCUUUAGAAGUACAAGUGGGGGAAAAAAAGUUCAGAACUACUGACACGAGAGGAUACCACUGAAGCCAACUGUUUUGCAUAUACUAAUGAAUGUCGUAGUAUUUUUUUUCCAACUACUAUAUUUUAGUUGGGUUUUUUUUUGUUUUGUUUUGUUUUGUUUUUCCUUGUCAAGUGCUGUAGGUGUUGCUGUCCGUCCAGGCAGAUUGAAUGUUUAUGCUUCAAACAUACAUGCCUGCUUGGUACUUAUUUGGCUCAUUUAGCUGUGUUUAUGUUGUUGCGGUUCUUUUUAAAUGAAGGUUUUCAAGCGGUGUGUUCAAUGGCUUAUAACUAGUUUGCUCGUUUCGGUGUCGCUGCUUUAACUAUUUGAACACACUUCUUGGUUUAUUUGAAGAAAUGUCCCCAGUUGAAUGUGUGUGCGUGGGUUUUUUUUUUUUUUGGACAGAUAGAAAGCAAACAUAACAGCAUUUUUAAUAUAUGAAAAAUGGUGACAUCACAUAUAUUGUAUGUUUUUUUCUCACUGGGGACUAUGACUGAAUGUGUCUCAUUUAUAUCGUCUUUUUAGAAUUCAUUUUUGACUCGUGAAAGGUGAACAAAAAUGCAAAUACAUUUGAGGCCUUUUCUAUAUGAACAUUAGUGGCUACAUGCUAACUAAGCUUACAUAUACUGCAGUCUGAGGAUAUUAAAAAAAGGCCUCACCACGGUGCCUUACACAUACUUUUUAUGCCACCCUGGUCUGUUUUUUGUUUUUUUGAAAUCUUCCACCGUGCCUUUCAUAAUAAAGUCUGAAGUGGAAAGAUUCUUGAAUGGUUCUGGACUUAGGAUGACUCACAAGUCCAGUGAAUUUGUGGUGUUGCAGUAUUGGGGUAACGUGACAAGGCUACCUCCUCCAUAUAACAACAUUCGCUUCAUUCCUUUACCCUCCUUCAAACUAUGGAGACAGAUGAGGAGAUGCACUCGGGCUACUUGACUGUUGCAUUGUCAAUCAUCAGUCACACACUAAAAAAAGUUGUUUUUGAGCAGAUUGGGUUGCUUUUACCAAAGGCUAUGUUCAUUACUUUGACCUUUUGUAGAUUUAGCUGAUUAGUAUGGAUAGUUUUUGCAUCUUGUUGGAUCAAAACCUCGACCCAACUUGCUAGGUAAAAUCCUCAACUGAAUAAAUAACCCAUCAUUGGCUGAGUCCCUUUUGGACCCAGUGCUGGGUUAGCUACGUCACCCACUUUGGGUUACUUUUGACCGUGCAGUUUCAAGAGUGUAGAAUCAGUCCUCUGUGGUUACACUCAUGAAUGUUUUAAUAGGCACUUGUAAAAAGAAACUCUACACAUGUGAUCUCAGACUGGAAACAACUGGAGCAAUACCCGACCUGGUGCUGAGACAAUAGUCAUUUUUAUGGGAGUGCAUUAUUUUAACUGUUUAUUAUUGUUCUUAUUAUUCUGAAGGAGAUCCUAUCAGUCUAAGUCAGGGUUCCCCCACACUUUUUCAGCUCAUGGCUCAAGUUAUGAAAUUUGCUCCACCUCAGGAUCAUAAACUUACCAAAACAUUACCUGUAAUGCCAAUGAUUCAAAUCUACAUCCAUGCAUGACAGAACAGGAGACACAAAAGAAAUAAAUGAAAACAAGUUUGUUUAGUCCAACUCACCAUUUUAAAUGUCCACAACUGGUGACAACUACUUUUAUUUUUCUUGUAUGAUGACAAAUCAUCAGGAUAUAUGUAAUUAAUAUAUGCAUUAUACAUGCGUUGGGUAUGAAGUGAGAAGAAAAGGUCUAAUAUAUUUGAUAACUUUAUUAACAUUGUUUAGAGAUUUUUCAAAAGUCGAAGUAACAAAAGUAGAUUUUUUUUUCCUGCCAAAGUGUCCAACAGUUGAAAGAAUUCACGUUAUUGUAUUUUGUUCUUUUCUUAUUCUUGUUUUUAUUUACUAUUUGGAACUGGAUUAUGUUUUGAGUGGGUCUUUAAGCUCCAAGAUGACAACUUUGCAGUGCUCUUUACCUAAACUGGAGUCCGGUCUUGGCCAAGCUAUAAAAACAAGUAUGCUCCAACCGGCAUUAAAAACAUGUUUGUGCGUUUGACAAAGGUCACUUCCUACUUGUGGCUCACUCCAAACUGCUGCUUUUCUUUCAUUUGCUUGCAUUUCACCCACAUAACAAACACUGAUCAUUGGUGUGGAGCUACACAGAAGCCUAGUUUAACCGUAGGUGUCACAAUACAAACUCUUCGUAUGUGCCUUAUUGCCAACAAGUGCUUUACCUUUGUAGACCUAUGAAGACUGACUUCUAUCAGAGGGGUUGCAUUAAAAAUACAUUUUUUCUGCCUUGUUAUAUUUAUAGUAAGAAAUAGAUAAAUAAAAGCAUUUCCAAAAUCA